UAGACACUAACUCUUCGGUGCUGCCCCGCUAUCCAUCCAGAACAGCUUUGCCCCUUGCAGCGACCCACGUAAAGACACCAUGCAGGUCGUUGGCCAUGACCACCGGCAUGUGCUGCAUCGCUGAUCGGUCGGUAGCGGCCGUCGCGAAAAAAAAGAUUGAGCAGUCGACGAUAAUCAUAACCCUCUAUCUCACCAACACCACAAACGUCAACUCGACCCUUUAAUUCUCAAAUCACAGCUUGCCAAAUCUCCGGUCCCAAACUAUCCCAUCGCGAAAAAAAAGCAAUAAACGGCUAUCCCGACCACGCUAAAAACGUCAAGUCUCUUGCCUCAACCUCAAUCAACCCUAACAAUGACAUCACUCCCACCCGCCAGCGCCCUCCCCCACGCCCCCGAAACCACCCUCACCCACGUUCUAGACCUGCUCUUCGAGCCCUCGCCUCCCCUACGCACCAUCACCUUCCCCGUGCUCCGCUCCGCCACCUUCCCCAGCUACGACAUCCUCAUCACAGCCGUCAAUGCGCAGCUCGCUGCACUGGCUGCCUCGGAUGACGAAGCCGAUGUGAAGAAGCUGUCUGAGAUCCUGUGUUCGCAUCCGAGGUUGGGUGAAAAGAAGGUGGAUAGUGAGCAGAGUCGGAAAGAGCAGGCGCAGUUGCAGCAAGGUGGGGAGGAGGAGAAGGAGAUGUUGGGGAGGUUGAAUGAGGAGUAUGAGGGGAAGUUCCCGGGGCUGCGAUAUGUUGUUUUCGUCAACGGUCGCCCGAGAUCGGAAAUCAUGGAGAACAUGCGUUCGCGUAUUGAUCGGGGUGAUAUCAAAGCUGAGCGGCAAGAGGCCAUUCAGGCCAUGUGUGAUAUUGCUCUAGACAGAGCUUCUAAGUUGCAGAAGGCAUAGGGUGCGAUUUCAGCGCAAGAAGAAGUCUACAGAGUUGGCUGCAUCAUGACACACGUCCUCGGGUGGUUGAGUUGAAGCUGGGCGUAACAAGGUAUUUCGGUAUGUUGAAUAAUAUCGUAAAUUAAACCAGAUACUGUUGUACAUGCUACAUGCUCUUUUGACCACCACUAUGAAAAUGAGAACGCCAAAGACUAUCCCCUUCCCUGACCGUACAUGUACAUUUCCCCUGCUCAAGCCUGAGACUUUUGCGGCAAAGUAUUCCCCCAUAGUCGAAAACAUUGGACAUGAAAAUGCUAAACAACGCGCUUUUCCCACCAUGUAGUAGUACAA
Alternaria rosae is the source of this 1219-nucleotide messenger RNA. RefSeq names its product Oxo-4-hydroxy-4-carboxy-5-ureidoimidazoline decarboxylase. Bases 353 to 889 code for a protein of 178 amino acids. The transcript is spliced from 2 exons. Lineage: Eukaryota; Fungi; Ascomycota; Dothideomycetes; Pleosporales; Pleosporaceae. The record is from RefSeq and is a predicted model, not a curated record.